AAUUUCUCGUUAACUGGCCAAUAAGGCAGAAGCUGAUCCAGCUGGUAAAGUUCGUUCACGGUAACGACUUGGUUUGUGUAGCCUAUCUAGUCAAGUAUUUUUUAAGGCUAACUAGCUGACUUGAAUAUUAUUUUUCGGAUUUAAUAAUACAACGUGUCGCGUUUGCAGACCUUUUGUGUUGAUCCCAUUAAUAAGCUACUAAGCAUUGUACUUUUCCCGUCAGACCUCGCGCUACAAUUUCCAUCUAUUCCCUACGCAGAGCUGGCUAGAAGCUAGCUUGCUACUGUUUGUGGGUAGCAAUAGUCAGCAGCAACUUGGAAAUCAACUACUUCCAGCUGUGCCCCUGACCCAUCGCACCAUGGCAGAUCCUGAUCUUGACUUCUCCACUGCCGAAUCCGGCGCCUCCGCCACCUUCCCACUUCAGUGCUCCAGCUUGCGCAAGAACGGCUUCGUUGUGCUGAAGGGACGUCCCUGCAAGAUCGUCGAGAUGUCCACCUCCAAGACCGGCAAGCAUGGACACGCCAAGGUGAAUCUGGUGGGAAUUGACAUCUUCACUAAUAAGAAGUAUGAGGACAUGUGCCCCUCCACCCACAACAUGGAUGUGCCUAACGUCAAGAGGGUUGAGUUAUUGCUGGUCAACAUCACCGAAAAAUACAUGAGCCUCAUGGCCGACAACGGAGACGUGCGGGAGGACCUGCGCAUCCCUGACGGAGAUCUGGGCAAGGAGAUCGAAGCCAAGUUCAAAGAAGGAGAUGAACUCUUGGUUUCCGUGCUGUCUGCCAUGGGGGAAGAGUGUGCCGUGGCAGUCAAAUCCACCCCUGGCAAAUAGGCAGACUCUAUUGGCUGCUCAGGCAACAAGCUCCACCCUCAACCAGUCUCUUGCAUUCUUAUUGGUUCUGUCACCAAAGCGACGGCCUUCACAGACAACCUCAAUCAUUCUGUGUGAUAAUCCCUUGGUUUUGUUUUUGUCUCCAAUGCUGUCAGGACUGACCCACUGCAGCUUGCUGCGUGGCAUUCUGCCGGAUCACUGAGGUUUUGUUUAGUAACAAUCUACUUUAUAAAAAAACUUAAAAUUGA
Messenger RNA from Osmerus eperlanus (European smelt), 1077 nucleotides. RefSeq names its product eukaryotic translation initiation factor 5A-1-like. Gene Ontology annotation, biological process: positive regulation of translational termination; translational elongation; positive regulation of translational elongation. The record is from RefSeq and is a predicted model, not a curated record. Gene Ontology annotation, molecular function: ribosome binding; RNA binding; translation elongation factor activity. The transcript has 5 exons. Bases 359 to 829 code for a protein of 156 amino acids. Lineage: Eukaryota; Metazoa; Chordata; Actinopteri; Osmeriformes; Osmeridae.